Bipolaris oryzae ATCC 44560 is the source of this 2088-nucleotide messenger RNA. RefSeq lists its product as uncharacterized. Lineage: Eukaryota; Fungi; Ascomycota; Dothideomycetes; Pleosporales; Pleosporaceae. The transcript has a single exon. The coding region runs from base 1 to 2088 and encodes 695 amino acids. The record is from RefSeq and is a predicted model, not a curated record.
AUGGCAGCCAUGGCCAAGGCCCUGGCAGAUUCACGCAUUCUUCACCUCAUCUUACGUCACCUCUCCGACAUGAAAUACAAGGAUUGCCGACAACGCGGAUCUGACCAGCCAGUCGAAUUCCUCGAAUUCCGCCCUACCCUCGUGCCCUCGAUUCUCGUCAACAAGCUGUGGGCUGACGAGGGCACGUCCAUUCUCUGGAAGCGCUAUCCCCACCUCCUGGCCUUGGACGACAUGGCACCCACUCGACGCCAAUGGUAUGCAGACAAAGUAGAACGCCUGUUCGUCCUAGGCCCACCCGACGACGAAACAAACUUUGACUACUUGCACGACUUGAACUGGCCAAACCUCAAGACGCUAGAGUUGGAAGUGGACUGGUGUAAACAUGAAAAAGCAAUUAGCUCCAUGCUUCACGCAGGGCUCCAUCAUUUGGAAUUCCUGGGUCCACAGAGCAGUGGCUCGGAAUAUAUUGCUCGCAGCAUCCUACCGGCGUUGUUCAAACCAAAUCUGGUCAGCAUACACAUUGGCCAAGAUGUAGUCGAUCUCGCGGACCCACUACACCAUCAGGUGCUACUGGAUUUACUUGCUUCUACGCCAAGCAUCUCAGACGUUCGCAUAAUGAACGCCGGUUUCUCAGGAAAGGACAUCAUCUUCAAAACCCUCAGUCAACGACUUGGUCUUGAAGCACUACAAAUCGAUCUCGAUCCCGGCUUGCAGUUACUACCUUACUUCUCAGGCCCGGAUGCUCUUCCUUCCCCAUUCCUCUCUCUGCGGCGUUUGCACAUCAUGUGCUACCCAGAAAUCGCUCUUGCCUUACUACCUCAGCUGCAACUCAUCGAAGAGUUGCAAUUGGACAUUGCACGCAUUCCUGAUCAAGUGCAACAAGAGGACGACGCGGACAUUUUAAGCCGUAUCAUCGUAGUGCUGGCACAAUGUAAACAACUCCAAUCAUUAAAAAUCAACAUUGGUCAGCUUGCGGUUGACUUUCCCUCGGCUACAUCAUGCCCAGCACUCUCUGGGGUCGCACUAAUAAAGCUCGCCGCGGGCUGUCCAAAAUUGGAAGACAUCAGUUUAUCCACCGCAGGCCCAGGGGGUAUCAAUGGAUCAGCCAUCUCCAGUCUUCAAUUUGAAACAUUCUGCAGAGGCCUACCGGGACUUGUGAAUCUUGAGUUGAAGUUUCAUCCACAAACGGCGAUUGACCUGGAGUUCACCGCACUCGGAAGCCUAGGGAAGAACUGUCAGCUGCUUGAAACUUUGCGACUGAGAAUCUCUUGCCACCUGCCAGAUCUGCAAAUAGCCAAGGAUGUUUCACCACUGCAGCCUACUGACGAGGUCUCUCGGAACUCGAUGGACAAGAGGGUUGAGCUCAGGACCCCCUCUGUGACCGUCGACCUUCAUGAAAGCGAAUGUUUGCUUGACAUGGAAAGUCUUACUUUGUCCCAUACAAGUAACACGCCUCUUUUUCAGAACCUCAGGCAACUUGCUUUCGCACGACCUCAGUCCAUUCUGUCAAUCGCGAGUGAUACAUACAUAUCAUCAUCCAGUUCUCAGAUAGGUUCCGUAGUGGAUCCCCUCGUAGAGCAGAGCCUCGUUCAAUCCUGGGCACAUCCACUUGCAGCUCAGUUCCCUCGUCUAGAAAUCCUCGAAGCCUGGGGAGAUUGGACAGGCCAAGACAACGAAACGCUCAACUACUUCUUACCACGUGAGGCACUACUAGCAACCAUUUGGGAGUUCCUGAGCGGCGUGGAGCAGGAUCUCUGGGACGAGGAAGACGCAGACGAAGACAUUGACGAAGUCGGCAGUGGCUCGGAUUGGAUCGACGCGCAUACAGACCGCUAUAGCAUCAACAGCUACACCAGCUUAGAUUGGGAUUUGGCCAGCCUUGUCAACGAGUUCCGGACACAGGAAGAUUUCAGUGGUCGCGCUUCUCUGGAUGCUUACGACGAAGAACCGGAGGACAUGCUUACCCCCGGACCAAUCCCGGAUAAAGAUGAGGAACCGUAUUUUCGGCACCCUGAUGCCAAGAACAUUACUGCAUCUGGAGCAGGACCGGUCGACCUUGCUCCAGGCGCUGUUGCUUGCUCAGUGUAG